AAUAGUCUUUACGACAAUUUCUGACCGUUGCCGACACAAACACGGGGACGUCAGAAAACAUGAGGUCAAAAGUUAUUACCCUCGUCUGCAUAUAAUUCAACAUAACGCAAAGAAAUGGCCAGCUCCAUGGUGGCAGCGGGACUGGCUCUGGCUGCAGCUGGAUUCGCAGGUCGAUAUGCCAUGCAGGCUAUGAAGCAGAUGGAGCCUCAGAUGAAACAAGCCCUUCAAAGCUUCCCCAAGAAUGCCUUUGGAGGUGGUUACUAUAGAGGUGGGUUUGAACCAAAGAUGACUAAGAGAGAAGCUGCCUUAGUUUUAGGCGUCAGUCCCACUGCCAGUAAGAAUAAGAUCAGAGAAGCCCACAGAAAACUGAUGGUACUAAACCACCCAGAUAGAGGUGGCUCUCCCUACCUAGCAGCGAAGAUUAAUGAGGCUAAAGAUCUGAUUGAAGGCCAGACCAAGUGACAAUGCUGGACCAAGCCACCUCAUGCUUGCUCAUCGUGUUCUCGAGCAAUUGUUUUGUGUUCUCGAAUAAAUCCCAUCGUGCGAAUUCUUAAUAGAACGCUCCCGUGUUUUGUUGUGAGCAUUUCGUGAGGUCAAAAUGAGCACACACUUGGGUUUUAGAUCUACAUGGAAGAUCCUGUUUAUUUAAGAACUACCUGCAUACAAAACAUAUUGCACAUCAACCAACCAGAAUGAUCCUUUAGAAAAAAACAAAAGAAAAUACUGUUGUUGACCCAACAGAAGAACUUGAGCUGGCGCAACUCUUAGUAGUCCAAAUUUGUCAUUCUGUGUCAAAGCCUCUCAUGAUGUAGCUUUUAGUGUCAAGUUAAGAGGUUGCCUUUUGUUUGUUUUUCUAUUAUUUUUUUUUUUUAAAUACUGUACAUAAGAUAAAAUAAAUAACCCUUCCUUUGUGGAAUAGUCGUCACCAGUUUCCAGCCAAACUAAAAUGAAGAAACAGCGCUUGUUAGCUACAUCUCUGUUCAGCACUUAACAGGAACAAGGCAGUUUCCAAAUACAAUUCAUUCUUGACAGAAAAAUAAGGUUCAGUGCAAAGGAAACAACUCUCCUAAUGUUUUUCCAGAUAUGCUGUAACAUUUCCUCGUGAACAACGUGGUUGCAUGUAGAAAAAGAGAAAGCAGCUACGUCAAACUUAUUAGUAUAGAAAGGAUAACAAACAUUAAGAACAGUCACACCUGACUUUAAAAGAUAUGGAUCUGAAAUUCUUUUCCGGGUCUUUUCAGUGGUUGCCUUCGCCAGCCCGCAGUGCCAAGCAAACACUUAAGACACGUCAUCUGGUCCAACUGUGGCAGGUGGGCAUCAACUACUGAAACCAAGCGAAAAGAUUUCAGAUAUUGUGCGGAUCAGGUUCAAACUAUUCUCAAGGCACAACAGCUGAUCACAUCGAUGUCAGGCAUACGGGGGCUUCCAAUCAACCUAGCUGCACUGUGGUAUUUCCCAUGCAGAAAAACUAUUGAAGUACAAACAACUUCAGAUGCACAUACUAUCCUGAAAAUGUUUUGGAAGCUUCUUCUUGUCCCCCUGGUAACUGCAGACUUAAAAAAGGGGGAAAAAGCCCUUACCAAAAAAGAAGAGCUGCAUUACUACCACAGUAUGGGUUUGAGUGGAAUCCCUGACUACUUCAAAUACUGCCUUCACACUCAUUCCUUGGACUGAAAAUGAACAUUUACAUAGAGUCUGUGUGUUAGACUAUCUUUGGCAAGCUUAUAUAGGAAGAGCUGCUAUAAGAAAUAGACUAACUGCAUGGAUAGUCGAACAGGAGUGUGUAAAGGAGUGGUGUGAGUACAGACCACUAAAAUGUGCACAGUGGAACAGAUUUCAAAUGUCCCUAAUGUAAAAAAAAGAACAGUUCCUGCUGCAAUCUUAACAUCUGAGACUCACUCAAUCGACUGAGAUUCCAAACGAUAGCAGAAAAGCGGAAAUAUUAGAAACCAUUUUCUUUCACUUGGGUCUGACUAAGAGAGACCGUUUACAGCAGACCGGGGGUCAGGGUCCUCUUUGCUGGACCCCUCGGUGGAGGGGUUUGGGACUUGGGCGGCAUUGUUCUCACUUUCCGUAGCGCUGUUAGAGCCAUUGGUGGUUGUGGAGGCAGCCUCUGGGCUGUGCUCUGCUAUGGCAUUCACCUGAUCCUAGGGGGGAAGGAACAAAUGGGAAAAGACAAAUGUUUCUCUCAUUCAUUUACGUUUUCAUUUACACGACCAGAGAAAACGAUGGACAGAUUUCACAAAUACAAAGCAUUAAUCCAGGGGUGUCCAAAGGGUGGCCUUUGGCUGUUUGUUUUUUAAAUUGAUCUGUGGCAUAUACUUAAAAAAAAAAAAAAAAAAAAAACAAGCAAAAAAGAAAAACAGCAAACAAAUGUGCAGUAAAUUUGACAAGAAUGAAGUCUAAAUAUUAAGAGAAAAAAAGUUCUAUCUAACGAGAAAAAUAAUUGAACAAGAAUAAUGUAAUAUUAUGAGGAAAAUUCAGUUUAGCAGCAUAAAGUUGAAAUAUUAAAGAAAAAAAUACAUUUUAAAGUUGUAAUUUUUAGAAAAUUGGAAAAGUUAAAAAGUUAUUUUGAAAAGAAAAGGCAAAAUAUCAAGAGAAAACUAUUUGCAAGAAGAAAGUUAGGACAGUAGAGACGAAAAAAACAGCUUUAUGAGAAUUAAUUCAAAAUAUGAAGAGAUAAAAAAUUUCAUUCUGAAGAGAAAAGUCGUAAUUUUACAAGAAUAAACUUGUUAUAAUAUGUGGAAAAAUAAUGUAAUUUUAGUAGCAUAGAGUUAAAAUAUGUUUUUUUUUUAAGUCAUAAUAUUUUGAGAGAAACAAAAGAAAAUAAAGCUGUAAUUUUUUUAAAAUUAGGUUGGGGGAAAAAUGUCAAUAUUAUGGGCAUAAAGUCAUAAUAUUAAAUAUUAAAAUGUACAAAGAUUAUUUAGGAAAGUUUAUAUAUUUGGAAAAUAGGGGGGGGAACCAUUGAAGUAUGACCAACUGUCAUACUAAUGAUGUGCUUUUUCACCCACAGUCAUGGAAAAAAUGGUUAAACCAUCCUUGUUUCUUCAUUUUCUUGUUCAUUUUAAUGCCUGAUAGAACUAAAAGUACCUUUGUUUGGACAAAUAUAACAAUAACAACAAAAAUAGCUCAUAAGAGUUACAUUUUUUGGCAGUACAAUGCUAUAGCUAUCCAUGUAAGAACUUAAGUGAUUUUGAUUAUGAAGAAAACCAUGGAAGCUGCUAGAUAUUUCUUAAAUGAAACUCUUAUGAGCUAUAUUUGUUAUCAGCAUUAUAUUUGUCCAAACAAAUGUACCUUUAGUUGUAGCAGGUAUUAUAAUGGAUCAAUAAACUGAUGAAACAAGGGUGGUCUAAUCGUUUUCCCCAUGACUGCAUCUCACAAAGCUGAGAUGCAGAAACAUAACUAAACUUCUUAGCAUAUGUUGAUUUAGAAAAUAUCAAAGUGGCCUUUGCAUCCUGUCAUUUUUCAAUAUUUGGCCCUUGGUGGAGAAAGUUUGGACACCCCUGCAGUAAUUUCACCAAAUAGCGGCCAACAAAACUCAAGUCUGUGCAGCGUCACGGUUUGCAAAUGAUUUGAUCAAAGGGAAGAACAUUAAAGUACAAACCUCAUCCUUGUUUUUCUUGGUGUCCUUGGUAGUCAUCUGUCUGCUCUGAGAGUCGGCCCUGGUCAUCAAGUCAGCCACAGUCACUGCAGAGAGAGGAGAUGUGAUUCAUGCAUGUGAACAUCCACUGGCUGUGUGAAAAGUGUCAAAGCAAGAACAGAUGAGUUGACAAAGCCGCCAAAUCACAUGUAUAAAAGGUGACCUUAUUUCUUAGUCAUCAAAAACAUGACUAACUACAAACCUAACUUCCAGUUGUAUGCGUUCAUCAAUUAUCAUUUAUUAUGAAUUAAUUAUAUUUUUUUGCACAACAGCAACAUGUGACCGUGACUGGAAUCCACAUAUUGUGAUUUAAAAAAAAUAAAAUCACAGUUUGUGGCUUUUAAAGAUCUGAAAUAAAAGUUUUUUUCUUCUGUAAUAAAAAAUAUUCGUGAAAAAUCACUCACUCUUGAAGAUGAAGGGUUCAAUUCAUAGCUUUCAACAGUGGAGACUUCCGACACGACAAAACGAUUGAACAAACACAAAGCAACACACCACAGGAGUAAAAACCACCCAGGCAGGCGUAGCAGCAACAUUAGUAGCGCAAGUCUUAAUUCUAACGGAAAUCAGUACGGCUCUGACAUAAAAAUAAUCCUUUGCUGUUUUAAAAUGAGAAAUUGAAAACCGGGAGCAUAUAAUCUGAUGUUCGGCCGCAAGAACCUCAACCAUCUUGUGUCAGAAUACAUUCAAAAACAGGCCUGUUUCAUUAUUUUAUACACAGCAGUUACAAAAUGAUUGCCGACAGAUCAAUGAAGACCUGUCAACCAUUCAGUAAUUUUAAAUUCAAUUGCAUUGUUUACAAUUUUGCAAAAAGGCUAAAAAAAACCCCCCAAAAAAACGGUUUGAACAUCAUGUCGUCACUAUCACUGUUUUUCAAAAAUUAAUUAAUAAAAUGACCACUCUUUCAUGGGUUGAAUACGCCUAUUAUUAGUCAAAACAUAUGCAUAUAUAAGCAAAUUGUACAUAUUUUUGGCCGUAGUUAAGCAUUUUCAAUCAUAAAAAUGGCUACACAAACUACAUUACAAAGGUAAGGCAUUUAGAAGAUGUUAUAUGUACUGUAGUAUCUGCGAUGGUGUGUGCACCUUUAAGAGGCGGAGCCUGGGAAUUGAUGUGUGUGAUGUCAGCUAGCUACUGUAUAGUUGCUGAGUGUUUGCAUGGUCAGCAGCAAGGUUCGCAGUGUGGAGAGUGCCUGUGACUGGCAUGAGUUGUGGCUGACAGCAGCUCCUGUGUGAAUGUUUACUGCACAUGUUCCCUGUGCCAUUGCAGUAGCAUUCUACUACAAUGGCCACUAAGUGUCAGGAAAGUUACAUUGAUGAGACAAUACUCUCCUUUCAUCGCAAGAAAACAUUAGUAAUUAGAGUGAGAAGGGAAGUGUUAUUGCAGCUGGAAUUAAUCAAUACGUUACAACAGUCAUUUUUUUGCAAAUGUUGAUCCAAAGACAGAGAAGGCAUUCAGUGAGUUGGGCUUUAUGCCCGCUGAGCGAGUUGUAAACCCACAGAAAAAUAAUAUUCUACAAGCCGACUAAUCACAGCCUUAAUGGUCUGCAAGGUUAGAUUUUUUGUUAGAGGUGCACGUCAAAUGAAGCAAGAGUGUUUUGCAGUGGGAGGAGUGAGGUGAUGUAUAAAGCGUAUCAGGAAAGUAGCGCACGAGCCGUAUUCAAGGGUCAAAAUGCGUCCAGAAUAUGUUACUAAAAAUGCAUUACUAUACUCUUUAAGGAAUUUGCUUGGAAGGUCAAUAAUCAUUUUAAAUCUGGCAGAGUGGGACUACAAGGAGGUCAACUUAAUUCUAACACGGCAAGCACGUGCAGAUGGUCAGAAGUUAAAAAAAAAAAAACACACCACUGCAAAGCAUUUAAACAGCUAAAUUAUUAUCAUAUCAUCUAUGAGCAUGAUGGCUAAAUUAGUUGACACAUCACACAAAAGCAGAACUGGUGCAAAAGGCAAAGUGAGCAGUGAUGAUACCUGGCUGCCUUUCUUCAGGCAAGCGAAUACGUCGUCGUCUACUACGAUUACGGCGUUGAGGUUGAGCUUCAGAGUCAUCUAUGGAUGGUGACAGGAAUUGGGAGCUAAACGUGAAUGUCCAGAAUAUAGAGACCUGUCUUGGCUGGUGCUGCCAAUUACAUUUCAAAUCAUGUGGUGUGCUAAGCCAAGUGUUUUUUUAAUGCUCAGUUGUUUUACCCGCUCAUGGUGAAGGGGAAGUAAUCUUUCCUUAUUUUGUGACUUCCAUACCUAUUCCAUUUUCACUCAUUGAAGCAUUGUCCGACUCGCUCAUUCCAUCCAUCAUUGUGGCGUCCUCAUCUGUUCUACGCCGUCGAGAUCUUCGCCGACGGUUGACAAGCAAGUUGGACUCACUAGCAUCUGUAUCAGCAGUCUGGUCAGUCUCUGUGUUUGUCUCCAAGGCAACAUACGCGCAGUUGUCAUCCCGAGGCCCUGCUGCAAAGUGAUUCGUUUAUUUAAACAAAAUACUCACCACUUGCUUUUCUCCUUACCUGCAUUCUCACCAAAUCUGAAAGUGCAUUUACCUGAGCUGUUACUGUAUCCUCCUCUUCCUCGUCCUCCUCGUCCUCUGCCUGGUCCUGGUCGCCUGCGACUAUCUCUUUGUGGACGUGGGCCUUUUUCCCUUUCCCUGCAAAUCAGUCAGCCAAUGCAUCCAUCAAUCCAAAGCUUUCAUGUGGUCAACAUAUAACACAGAACGCUUGGUAAUAAAAUCAGACACUUUACUAAACACUGUGGGACAAUCUAAAUGACACAAAGAACACCGAAAGAGCAUAUUGCACAGUACAAUACUACUAACCUAUUCUGCUCCUCUCCAGCCAGAGACCAAUCGCUGACCUCAUCUCGGCGCUCACAAUCAGUCUCUGAGGCAUUGGACUGCUCAGAGUUGGUGCCUAGCAGCAUCAAAGAAAGAGACACCCAAUGAAAUGCAUACAGUAUACAGUAUUUGCUCCAAUUGUGCCUCCUUUUCAGACAUGUUGAAUUGUGCAAAGGUAACUAUGUGAUGUUUCUAACUGUAACUUGUUAAGCAUGUCUGAAAUAAAUAAAACAUACCA
Molecule: messenger RNA, 6686 nt
Organism: Dunckerocampus dactyliophorus (ringed pipefish)
Lineage: Eukaryota; Metazoa; Chordata; Actinopteri; Syngnathiformes; Syngnathidae
Gene: dnajc19
Product: DnaJ (Hsp40) homolog, subfamily C, member 19
Exons: 6
Coding region: 115-462 (115 amino acids)
Biological process (GO): protein import into mitochondrial matrix
Cellular component (GO): PAM complex, Tim23 associated import motor
Molecular function (GO): ATPase activator activity
Source: RefSeq, a predicted model, not a curated record